AUGAGCGCCUCGGCGGCCACCGGCGUGUUCGUGCUCUCGCUCACCGCCAUCCCCGUCACGUACCUCUUCAACUGCCUGGCGGCCACCGGCAGUUCCUGGGUAAUCGUUGCAGUUGGAUUGCUGGUUCUGGUUCUUAUUGCUCUGUCAGCUCGUGUUCUUGUCAAGAGAAAGCCACCCAAAGACCCGCUGUUUUAUGUUUAUGCUGUAUUUGCCUUUACCAGUGUAGUGAAUCUAAUAAUUGGACUGGAACAGGAUGGAAUUAUUGAUGGAUUCAUGACUCAUUAUUUGAGAGAGGGUGAGCCGUACCUGAACACCGCCUACGGCCACGUCAUCUGCUACUGGGACGGCUCCGCGCACUACCUGAUGUACCUGCUGAUGGUGGCAGCUAUUGCAUGGGAACAGAGCUAUAGAACCAUUGGUCUCUACUGGCUGGGUUCCAUUAUCAUGAGCAUCAUUGUCUUUAUGCCUGGAAAUAUUGUGGGCAAAUAUGGAGCAAAAGUGUGUCCAGCUAUUUUCCUAAGUAUACCAUAUGUCUGCCUUCCCAUAUGGGCUGGGUUCAGAAUUUAUAACCAACCUUCAGUGACUCACGACACUCCAGUCAAGGUGGUUCAGGAAGUCCAGAAGAAAGGACUCCUAAGACGACCAAUAGAUUUAAUGUUAGCUGCAUACCUCAUCCUAGCCACGGGGUUUUGCAUAUUUAGGGGCAUGAUUGCCCUGGACUGCCCUGCUGAACUCUGCCGGCUGUACAUUCAACUGCACGAGCCCUACAUCAAAGAUCCUGCUGCCUAUCCUAAGCUUCAGAUGCUGGCAUACAUGUUCUACUCGGUGCCAUACUAUGUGAUAGCUCUGUAUGGCCUGCUAGUGCCUGGUUGUUCCUGGAUGCCUGAUUUGACCCUUAUACAUGCUGGAGGACUUGCUCAGGCUCAAUUUUCCCAUAUUGGUGCUUCUCUUCAUGCUCGAACUCCUUACAUCUACAGAGUCCCUGAAGAAGCAAAAGAGUUUUUCCUGAUAUUGAACAUAAUGUACGGGAUUCUUCCCCAGCUGUUCGCUUACAGGUGUGUCAACAAGCCAGAGUUUUUUAUGAAACCAAAACAAGAAGAAAAACCAGAAUAG
Messenger RNA from Cinclus cinclus, 1113 nucleotides. It is a transcript of the gene TM6SF1, whose product is annotated as transmembrane 6 superfamily member 1. Bases 1 to 1113 code for a protein of 370 amino acids. The record is from RefSeq and is a predicted model, not a curated record. The transcript has 10 exons. Gene Ontology annotation, cellular component: lysosomal membrane. Lineage: Eukaryota; Metazoa; Chordata; Aves; Passeriformes; Cinclidae.